This is a messenger RNA of Durio zibethinus, 1285 nucleotides long. It is a transcript of the gene ZIP11, whose product is annotated as zinc transporter 11 precursor. Lineage: Eukaryota; Viridiplantae; Streptophyta; Magnoliopsida; Malvales; Malvaceae. Gene Ontology annotation, biological process: zinc ion transmembrane transport. Gene Ontology annotation, molecular function: zinc ion transmembrane transporter activity. The record is from RefSeq and is a predicted model, not a curated record. Gene Ontology annotation, cellular component: membrane.
UGUAAUUAUGUAAUGAACUCAAGCCACAUUUUAACUUGACAUUCUUCCAAUGAAAGUGUCAAGUUUUCUCUUCUUCCUCUUUCUCUCCCUCUCUCUUUUCCUCUCUGCCACCUCCCAUGGAGGCAGCAAUGAUGAUGAUGAUGAUGAUGUUAUGGCAGGUGAAAGCAAUGAACCUCAUGACCUACGUUCCAAAUCCUUGAUUCUGGUCAAGAUAUGGUGCUUGAUUCUUGUGUUUGUAGGGACCUUCAUUGGUGGGGUGUCACCCUAUUUUCUUAAGUGGAACCAGGGUUUUUUGGUGAUGGGAACUCAGUUUGCUGGUGGGGUUUUUCUAGGGACUGCCAUGAUGCAUUUCUUGAGUGAUGCUAAUGAAACUUUUGAGGAUUUGAAUGCUAAACAAUAUCCUUUUGCAUAUAUGUUGGCUUGUUCUGGAUAUUUAUUGACUAUGGUGGCUGAUUGCGUGGUUUCUUAUGUGUAUGGGAAGGGUAAUACUUCAUCGAAUAAUAAUGGUGAUUUGGAGCUUCAAGGGGCUGAGCAGAGCAAAAAUAAUCCUCAUUGCAAUCUGCCGGUUGGUAAUGGUACUGAUACAGCAUGUGCACAGCCCUCAUCACUCACAUCUGUGAGUUCUUUUGGGGAUAGUGUUUUGUUGAUCUUUGCCUUGUGCUUCCAUUCAGUCUUUGAGGGCAUUGCAAUUGGAGUUGCAGAGACACAGGCUGAUGCUUGGAAAGCCCUAUGGACAAUCUCCUUGCACAAGAUAUUUGCAGCAAUUGCAAUGGGGAUAGCACUCCUCCGACUGAUCCCAGAUCGUCCCUUGUUGUCAUGCAUAGCAUACGCUUUUGCAUUCGCCAUUUCAAGUCCUGUUGGUGUGGCCAUCGGGAUCAUAAUAGAUGCCACAACUCAGGGUGCUGUGGCCGACUGGAUCUUUGCCAUAUCAAUGGGGUUAGCAUGCGGAGUGUUCAUCUAUGUAUCGAUAAACCAUCUGUUAUCUAAAGGUUACACACCCCUUAAGACAGUUUCCAUUGACACACCCCAUCACAAGUUUUUGGCUGUCUUGUUAGGCGUUGGAGUGAUUGCUGUUGUAAUGAUCUGGGACACUUGAAUGUAGUAAUUUCAACUCGGGAUACCUUCCCAGUUUUGGUUUGCAAGUAUAGAAUAGAACCAGAUAGAUCAAGUUAGUCUCUCUCUUGUCUAUGUCAUAGUUACUCGAUCACCAUGCUUUCAUUAUCAAUUCUCAAGUGUAUUACUUACAUUCUAUUUGUUCAUUUCUGACUAUAAAUUGGCUUUACUA